Messenger RNA from Pseudocercospora fijiensis CIRAD86, 2295 nucleotides. RefSeq lists its product as uncharacterized. The coding region runs from base 1 to 2295 and encodes 764 amino acids. Lineage: Eukaryota; Fungi; Ascomycota; Dothideomycetes; Mycosphaerellales; Mycosphaerellaceae. The transcript has a single exon. The record is from RefSeq and is a predicted model, not a curated record.
AUGACCCUACAAUUGGACGGCGUUUCGAGAAGACUCACAGGCGAAGACCUCGAAUCCGCUGGCUCUUCAGAGUCAGAUCCUAGAAGACCGAAGUCGCCUGGCAGUGGUGGAGUGAGUAGGUUCUUUGGCUGGACCGGCUCUCAGAAGUCGGCAGACGGCGCAUCCUCGCCCACAACCACCUUUUCUGAGCGAUCGCUCUCUCCAUUGCCGUCUCCAGGUCUGGUUAAGACUCUCCCUCUGGACAUGAAUGGGGAGCGACUGUCAGCCAGACUCACGCCCCCUCGGCUGGAUGUCCAGAAGGCCAAUGGCAGUGCCGCGUACUUUGAUAACCCAGACACUCCACUUUUGAUUGGCAGCCAUGGCUCGGAAACUCACGUGCAGGAAUUGGAGCGCGAGCUCUCCCAUAUCAGCCAGGAACUCGCAACAUCGAUUCGAAGGGAAAUGGAGUUGGAAGAUGAGCUCGACCGAAUACGAGCAGAAAUACCCAUGCACAUUCCUACGUCAGACUUGGGUCGGAGAAGUAGUGACUACUUCUCAGACAGCGGCGCCAGUGUGACAAAGUUCCCCAUCUCUGACGUUGAUGCCAAGCUUGAGCAGAUGGACAAGCAGGUAAGACAUGUUGAGCAAGAGAAGGCCAGGCUGAAAAUGGACAUGGCAUCAAAGCUGCAGACCGAGCUGAGCCGAAGGAGAGAUCUCGAGCAAUUGGUGCAAGACUUGGAAGAUCAGCUAGAGAAGAAAGGAGGCUCAACGAAUCAGGUGGAAGAGCUGGAGACUGCGCUGGACGAGACUAAGAGACGGCUCGGGCAGGAGAAGAUGACUAAAGAGAACUUCGAGGAUCUGUACAGUGCGACUAAGCAGGAGCUUGAGACGUACCGGAACGAAGCCGAGAACCUGCGGAACGAAGUCGUGCCACAAUUGAAGGCAAGAUUGGAAGGGUUGGAGGCAGAAGCGUUAGACACACAAGCGAUCAUAUACGAGAACACUCGACUGCAACAAGAGUUGGCAGCGUUGCGAGGGAACAGUAAUCACUCUCGCUUCAAUAGCAUUGCUGAGGAAGGUGUCGGCAACGCUGCGCGCAUGAGCUUGCAACGAUCUGGUUCGCUGGCGAGGAGUUCCAGCCUGCGGCGUGGUGGCAGUACCAAGGAUCGCCCAGAGGCUGGACGACAAAGGUCCGGGUCUGUUGGCAUUUCAGCAGAUGGUGUCAAAGAGAUUGAGGACCAGCGUGAUGCAUUGCACAAGGCCCUCAAACUCCUCAUCAGGCGUUAUGAGGGGCAACAGAAAGACCACGCACGAGCUGUCAAAAAGAUGGCCAUUGAGAAAAGCAGAGCUGAGAACAUUACACCCAAACGGACUGCCUACGCAAAGGAGGUGUCGUUCCUGAAGGAUGAAGUGAGCACUCUGCGAAAACGAACCGAAGAUGCUCUCGAGCAGAAGUGGCAAUAUGAGAAGAAUCUUUCUGGACUCAAGAUGGAUCUGGAUCGUGCAGAGCAGGAGACUCGUGGUCUAAGGAUCAUCUUGCAAGACAAGGACGAGCUCAGCGCACCUUCGGCGUCGAGUCAAUUUGGUGACGAGGAUGACGACCAAUUGCGGUUGAGCAUCACCCGAGCUGAGAAGGAAAGGGAUCAUGCUCGGCAAGUUGCGGCAGAAUAUCGUCAACGAGCCCAUGCCGCCAACGAUGGCACAUCAGACGAAUUGCUAAAAUUGGCCGAUCGCAUGGACGAGCUUGCCGAAGAACUGGAAAGUCAAGUGCAAAUCAAUGCCAAGCUUCGUGAUCGGCUUGCUGCCGCUGUUGCCAAAGGUGAAUAUGAGCAGCGAGAGUCAACAAGGCAGAUCGAGGAUAUGCAGAAACGUCUCGCUGGCAUGGAGGACAGUGUUUUAGCAGCUCAACAACACUCCGAGACGACCCUCGCCAACCAUGAUGCUGAAGUGAAACGUAUCGAAGAGGCCAAGUCACCACACCUUUCGCGCCUGACGAUAUCGAUACCAGAUUGGAACAAGCUUGCACCCUCAUCACCACUCCUUAAGAAGAGUCCCAGGCUAGGAAGCAAAAAACUCAGCGAGACAAGUCUGCUCGAAAUGAGCCGGACACAGUUGCUCGAACGCAAAGUCCGAGAACUUGAAGGUCUCCUCCGCGAAGCCGAAGAAGACGUUCAAACGGUCGUCGAACGAGUCAACAAAUCGCAAAUGGAAGUCGCCGAGCUUCAAACCGAACGCGAUACGGCGCUGCAGCAGAUGCGCAAAUUGCAAGCGGAAAUGGCUCAGGAGAGGGAGAAAGCUGAAGGAUUGAUGCGGUGA